AUGGUGCAAGCAACUCCCUUCCUCGUCGUGCUCUUCCUGGCACUGGGGGCUCCCGGCCUGGCUGUAAAACAGUGCAUCCUGACAGGGCAAUGGAAGAAUGACCUGGGCUCCAACAUGACCAUCAAGAUCCUGAAUGUAAAUGGUGACUUCUCUGGCAUCUACCACACGGCUGUGGCUGCCACAACAAAAAAGAUCUUACCAUCACCACUGCAGGGGUCCCAGCAUCUCCCAAAUCAGCAGAACCAGUCCACCUUUGGCUUCACCGUUCAUUGGAGCUUUACAAACACCACCACUGUUUUCACGGGCCAGUGCUUUGUGGAUGAUCAUGGAAAGGAGAUUUUGAAGACCAUGUGGCUGCUGAGAUCAUAUGUGGACAAAAUCGAAGAUGACUGGAAAGCCACCUUGGUUGGUUACAACGUAUUUGAGCGCCUGGAAUCGCGUGUGGAGUGAGGAUGUUAGCAUUGGAGUUCCCAGAGAAGAGGCAGUGCCAGGCUUGUAGCCCUUACUCCUGCCUCAGCCCCUGCCUCUCCCAAUAAAGCUUUGCUGCAAA
This is a messenger RNA of Sturnus vulgaris (Common starling), 550 nucleotides long. Its product is annotated as avidin-like. Gene Ontology annotation, molecular function: biotin binding. Lineage: Eukaryota; Metazoa; Chordata; Aves; Passeriformes; Sturnidae. The record is from RefSeq and is a predicted model, not a curated record.